GAAAAAUUAUAUAAAAAAUCAUCCUUAUAAAAAUAUUCAUCCUUGGAAAUCAUUACUAGAAUUUUCAAAUGAUCUUAUAAAUAAUUUAAUUUAUAAUAAAGAUGGACUAAUAAUAUUAAAUAAACCAUAUGGAAUAAAACGUAGUAAAUUAAAUUCAUUUAAAAACUCAAAAAAUAAUGUACCUAAUGGUGUUAAUUAUACAUUAGAGGAUGCUUUACCUUAUAUUGCUAAAGAAUUAAAUUAUCCAAAUUUAAGCAUAAUCAGAAGUCCUGAAAUGUACAUGAGUGGUAUUACACUUUUAGCAGCAAAUCCAAAUGUUGAACAUGCUAUAAAACUUGCAUUUAUUCGUGGUGAAUAUUUCAUAAAUACUUAUUGGAUAGUUACAUUUGGUAUACCAAAACAAUCAAAUAAUUAUUCCCGUGUAGCAAUAAAAUUAAUUUCAAAUCCUCACUUUGAAAAUAAAAAGCAAAUUAUUACCACAUCAUGGUCUAAAAAUGAAGAAAAAUUAAAGAAGAUAAAAAUAUUAAAAACAGAACACAAAAUAUUAUCCAAUUCUAUACUUGAUUUAUGCUCUUUAAUUCAACUAAAAUCAUCUACCCAUUAUAAACAUGCAAUUAGGUUAUUUGCAUCAACAUUUUUAUAUUGUCCAGUUUUAGGAGAUAAUAUUUAUGCAUCUCAGAUUCAAAAAGUUGGAAAUACUUAUUUAAGAAUCAAUCCAUUUCUUACUUCUCCUAUGCUAAAAUUGGAUGAUAAGCUUCUUAAAUUAUUAUGUAUUAAACGUAAUAAUCAGAAUAUUAUUCCUACUCAUAUUCAUCUAAGAUCAAUAGUUUUACCAAACUUUUUUGGAAAAACAUUAGAAAUUGAAGCUCCUUUAAUGCCAUAUUUUGAAUGGACAUGUAAACAACUUGAAUUUAAUUUACAUAUAAUACAAAAACAGGAUUAUAAAUCACAUUUAGCUUUAUAAAUAUGAUAAUGAUUUGAAUAUAAUUUAUUUCUUUAUUAAAUAAAAUAAUAUUUAUUGACUUUUGAUUUUUUAUUUUAAUAUAAGUAUACAUAUACAUAAUGUAUAUAUAUCUAUCUAUAUAAUCUACGAUAUCUAAUGACUAAGUACAUAUUUGCCUUUCAAUAUUCUUCUCAUGAGAAUUUUUCGUCCACUGAGAGUUGACAUUCUUGUAAUCCAACCAUGGCGUUUAAUACGACGACGUUCAUUAGGACGUGGAAAAUGAUAUCUCAUUAUAGUUCUGUUUAUAGUUAGAUUCCAUGGAUUUAUUAUUGUGGG
Molecule: messenger RNA, 1279 nt
Organism: Apis dorsata (giant honeybee)
Lineage: Eukaryota; Metazoa; Arthropoda; Insecta; Hymenoptera; Apidae
Product: mitochondrial RNA pseudouridine synthase Rpusd4-like
Exons: 4
Coding region: 275-964 (229 amino acids)
Biological process (GO): pseudouridine synthesis
Molecular function (GO): RNA binding; pseudouridine synthase activity
Source: RefSeq, a predicted model, not a curated record